This is a messenger RNA of Coffea arabica (coffee), 2130 nucleotides long. RefSeq lists its product as uncharacterized. The record is from RefSeq and is a predicted model, not a curated record. Gene Ontology annotation, molecular function: zinc ion binding; nucleic acid binding. Lineage: Eukaryota; Viridiplantae; Streptophyta; Magnoliopsida; Gentianales; Rubiaceae.
AUGAUUAACAUUGAUGACAUUGAAUCAGAAUAUGACUCGAAUGAUUCAUUUGAAUUGAAGAGUCAAAGUGAAUCCAAUGAAGAUGGGAAUAGUAAGACAAGGAGGCCUAAAUUUUCAGUUUUUAAUGAGCAAACAGACAUGAAAAAAUCAAAGUUUGAAGUUGGUCAGAAAUUCACAUCAGUCAUUAUAUUCAGGUUGGUUGUAAGAAUCCAAGCAAUUAUGGAUGGGAGAGAUGUGUAUUUCAAGAAAAAUGAUACACGGUGGGUGAGAGUGAAAUGCAGAAGUUGUGACUGGCAGCUAUUUGGGUCUAAAAUGCAAGAUGAAAAUACCUUUCAGAUAAAAACACUUAGUGAUGAGCACACUUGUGGAAGAGUGUUCUACAAUAAAAACAUGACAUCUAGGUUGGCUAGCAAACUAUUUGUUGAUGAGGUAAGGAAAACGCCAUCUAUGACAGUGCAUGAGUUGAUGACCAAAGUAACUGAGGAGUUAAAUGUUGAUUUCAACCUUAAGCAAGGAUAUAGAACACUUAGAAAAGUUAGAGACACUAUUCAGGGGUCCCAUGACAAACAGUACACCAUGUUGGAAUCAUUUUGUGGUGAAUGGAGGAGGACAACUAUGGGAUCUACUGUGUUUGUUGAGACUGAUGUAGAUGAAGAUGGUGUUUCUAGGUUUAGAAGGCUGUAUAUGUGCUUAGAACCAAUAAAGAGAGGUUUUUUAGCUGGUUGUAGAAAGUGGAUUGGGUUAGAUGGUUGCUUCCUAAAAGGUCCAUAUGGUGGGCAGCUUUUGUCAGCAGUUGGAAUGGACGGUGAUAACAAAAUGUUUCCCUCGGCAAUGUCAAUUGUUGGGGUAGAGAAUUAUGAUAACUGGAGUUGGUUUUUAGGAUUGCUUGUACAAGAUUUAAAAAUUGAAGACUCUAGUUGCUGGUGCAUUAUGACUGGCAAACAGAAGGGACUACUUCAGGCUGUUAGGGACAAACUUCUACAAGCUGAACAUAGGUGUUGUGUCCAACACCUUUACACUAACUUCAAGCAAAUGCAUAGAGGUCUUGCUCUUAAAGAUAGGCUUUGGAGAUGUGCAAGGGCUUCAUAUAUGACUCAGUUCAAAGCAGAAAUGGAGAUGAUGAAGCAAGAAUCAAAGAAUGCAUAUGCAUGGUUGGAUGAAAAGGACCGCAUACUUGGUCACGGGCUCAUUUCAAGACUGACUGGAUUGGAUUGCGAUAUACUGAGAAUGGAGAAGAAUAGAGAGACAAUGUCCAAAUAUGAAGGUCUCUUAUGUCCAGCAAUUUUUGACAUUCUUGAGAAGGCCAAGAAAGAGCAAUGCAUGUGCAUCUGCUAUUACGCUGGCACAAUGAAGUAUCAGAUAUGUUGUCCUUUUGGUGACCAGUUUGUCGUUGAUUUGGGGAGCAAGACCUGCACUUGUAGAAAAUGGCAACUGAGGGGAAUCCCAUGUGGCCAUGCAGUGGCUGCUAUUUAUAGGAGACGUGACAAGCCAGAAAAAAAUGUGGCACCCAUCUACUGGAAGACUACAUACAUGAAGAGUUAUGAACCUGUAUUGAAUCCAAUCAAUGGACCUAAUCUGUGGGCCCCAAUAGAUUUACCACCAAUGAAGCCUCCAAAAUAUGGGAAAUCACCUGGAAGGCCAAAAAAGGCGAGGAAAAAGGAACCAGAUGAAGAUAGGAACAGGCAGUCACGUGUGAAUCCAUCUAAACCUCACAAAGUUAGCAAGGUUGGCACUAAGAUGAGUUGUAGUCUGUGCAAGAAAUAUGGCCAUAAUAGGAGGAGCUGCCCUGAAAAAAAUCAGGAAACUGCUCCAGUAGAAAGGGAGGAGAUGGGCAUAUGGAUAAGGAAACUAGUGGGACCAGUACACAACAAACAGAUGCUAUCAGAAAUGAAACAAGGCAUACCAGUACUGGUCCAACUACUUCUAAUGAAACCUGGCCAUUCAAAGAAAGGUUGCAAGCUGAGGCAAUGGACCUUUAGAAACUCACUGGACAUGACUGGAGAACUUGGACUCAACAGAGCUGCAACUGAUUCUCUAAUCAACCCAUAUGAGACAGCUUCAAACAAUACUGAAUCUGGACAUUUGAACUCCAAUACUGGUGACAAAUUUAUUCACACAGUCCAGGGAUAA